ACUUUCUAUUCUUUUUUAUUCCUUUCUAGUAAAUGGUAAACACUUUCUACGAAAUUUGAAUUGCGUGACAAAAUCAUCCAUGGGGUGGUUGUCGUUGCUAUUUCAAAUUAUUUUAUGCUUACAAUAUUUGCUCUUUGAUUUUCCAGCUUUUUCUUCUUCCCAAUUCAUAUGUCAUCCUGACCAAAGCUCUGCAUUACUUCAAUUUAAAAACUCUUUAGUUACUAAUACUAUUUAUGCUUGUGAUGAAUCUCUGAAGAUUGCAACAUGGAAAAACGGAACUGAUUGUUGCUCAUGGCUUGGAGUCACAUGCAACACUCUCUCUGGUCAUGUUAUUGGCCUAAACCUCAGUUGUGAAGGACUCCAAGGUAUAAUCCAUUCUAAUAGUACCCUUUUCCAUCUUUCUCAUCUCCAAACACUUAAUCUUUCUUUUAAUGUUCUUUCCCAGUUCCAAUUUCCGUCUCAGUUUGGUGGGAUGUUUAUGAGUCUCAAACAUCUUGACUUGUCUUAUUCUUACAUCAGAGGUGAAAUUCCUUCUGAAAUUUCACAGCUUUCCAAGUUAGUCUCACUUAAUCUCACUUGGAAUUUUGAAUUAAAAUGGAAAGAAACCACUUUGAAGAGUCUUCUACAAAAUGCAACAAAUUUAAGGGAACUUCUUUUGGAUAAUACAAAUAUGUCUUCAAUAAGGCCAAGCUCAAUGCCUCUGCUACUAAAUUUAUCUUCCUCUUUGGUUACUCUUAAUCUAAGAUCAGUUGGGUUAAGUGGAAGCUUGACAAAUGAGAUUAUUUGUUUACCAAAUCUUCGACAACUAUAUCUAACAAAUAAUUUCAACCUUGGAGGCCAUCUUCCUAUGUUGAGUUGCAGCAAUGCUCUCAAUAUCAUGGAUCUUUCAGGAUGUAAAUUCCAAGGACCGUUUCCUGUGUUUUUCUCUAACCUCUCACAUCUUACUUACCUGAGUCUCUCAAGUAACAUCCUCAAUUGUUCAAUUCCACCCUCACUUUUAACCCUUCCAAGUUUAUCCUUCUUGUAUCUAAAACAUAGUAAUCUCAAUGGCCAUCUCCCAAAUGUCUUUCAUCAGUCAAACAAAUUUCAAGAAUUAGAUUUGAGUGAAAACAAUAUAGAAGGUGAGUUGCCAUCAUCACUUUUGAACCUUCAACAUCUCAUUCGUUUGGAUGUUUCAGGAAAUCAACUUAAUGGUUUAAUUCCAUCAUCACUUUCAAAUCUUCUUACUUUCUUGAACCUUUCAUUGAACCGUUUCAGUGGUUUGAUCCCAUCAUCACUUUCACAUCUUCAACAACUCAUUUACUUGGAUCUUUCACAUAACACAUUUAGUGGUCAAAUCCCAAAUGUGUUUGGUGGACUAAACAAAUUGAAAUCUCUUGAUCUUAGUUUCAACAAUUUAGGAGGACAAAUUCCAUCUUCAUGGUUUGACUUGACUCAACUUUCUUACUUGGAUUGUUCUAAUAACAGAUUAGAGGGUCCUUUGCCUAAUAAAAUUACAAGGUUUCCAAACCUAACCGACUUGCGCUUAAAUAACAACUUGCUAAAUGGGACAAUUCCUUCAUGGUGUUUAUCUUUACCAUCUUUGGUAAAUUUGUAUCUAUCAUAUAAUCAAUUUGAAGGGCAUGUAAGUGCAAUGUCAUCACAUUCCUUGGAGAAUCUAUAUUUGUGUAGUAACAAGUUACAAGGUAAUAUUCCAGAAUCAAUUUUCAACCUUGUAAACCUUAAAUACUUGUGUCUAUUUUCAAACAAUUGGAGUGGUACUAUCAAUUUCCAACUCUUCUCCAAGUUUCAAAAUCUGGAAGUUCUUUCCCUUUCACAGAAUAGUCAAUUAUCACUAAACUUUGAAUCCAAUGUCACUUACAGUUUCUCUCAUUUAAAAGCUCUGGAAUUAUCUUCUAUCAAUUUGACUGAAUUUCCCAUAUCAUUUGAAAAAUUUCCAAGUUUGAGUUAUAUUGAUUUGUCCUACAAUAAACUUGAUGGAAGGUCACCCAAUUGGUUACUACAUGAAAUGGAUUCAUUAAGUUUUUUGAACCUCUCUAACAACUUGUUGACAUCAAUGGACCAACUGCCAAGGAAUUAUGGGUUCAGUUACCUUGAUCUUAGUUUCAACUUAUUGGCUGGUGACAUCUCUUCACUAAUUUGCAAUGCAACUUCACUUGUGAUUCUCAAUUUGUCACACAACAAGUUGGCUAGCAUUAUUCCUCAAUGCCUUGUAAACUUAUCAUCCCUUCGAGUUCUAGAUCUACAAAUGAACAAACUUUUUGGCCCUUUGCCAAGAACCUGUUCGAAGAACAACCAGCUCAGUACUUUGAAUCUCAAUGGGAACAAAUUAGAAGGUCUUUUGCCUAAAUCUUUGUCCAACUGCACACAAUUGGAGCUUCUAAAUCUUGGCAACAACCAAAUAAAGGGUGAAUUUCCGCAUUGGCUUCAAACUUUACCACAUUUGAAAGUGUUGAUUUUGCGAGCCAAUAAAUUGCAUGGUUCUAUUGCUAGUUUAGAGAUCAAGGAUAUGUUUCCUAGUUUAAUCAUUUUUGAUGUAUCAUGCAAUAACCUCAGUGGCCCAAUACCAAAAGGCUACAUAAAAAAUUUCAAAGCCAUGAAGAAUGUGCUUCAAGUUGAAGGGCACAGCAAUUUGCAAUACAUGUGGGCAGGAUUAGGUGUUGAUGCAAGUCAAACAAAAAUUAACCUGUUCUAUGAUUCUGUGAAUAUAACAACAAAAGGGAUCACUGUCAUGCUCACAAAAAUUCCAACAGUCUUUGUAUAUAUUGAUUUAUCAAGCAACAAAUUUGAAGGAGAGAUUCCAAAUUAUGUUGGAGAGCUUCAUGCACUCAUAGGGCUCAACCUUUCCCAUAAUAGACUGAUUGGUUCUAUUCCUCACUCAAUGGGAAAUUUGGUUAACUUGGAAUCAUUGGAUCUAUCCUCAAAUAUGCUUAUUGGUGGCAUUCCUACAGAACUAAUCAAUCUAAACUAUCUUGCAGUUUUGAAUCUUUCCCAUAACCAUCUUGUGGGAGAAAUACCUCAAGGGAAGCAAUUCAACACAUUUUUAAAUGAUUCCUAUGUGGGAAACUUGGGGUUAUGUGGAUUUCCAUUGUCAAUGAAAUGUAGUAAGGGUCCUGCACAACACACUCAACAUGAACAAAAAAUUGAAUUUGGCUGGAAACCAGUGGCUAUAGGAUAUGGAUGUGGCAUGGUGUUUGGAGUGGGCUUGGGAUGUUGUGUACUGUUAACAGGGAAGCCUCAAUGGCUUGUAAGGAUGGUCCAAGGUCACCAAAAUAGAAGGCCUAAAAGGAGGACAAGGAUGAGGACUCAUGGAACAAUGAAUCAAUAACACUCAUAAUGCUUGUCUUCUCUUAAUUAUUUUCUUUUUUAUAUAUUUUUCUUAGCCUUUUUUGGAAAUAAAUGAGUAUCACAACUUUGUCUCUCUUGUUUGAUCUAAUUAAACCUUGAAUUGUAAGUUUCUUAUCCACAUGAAUGCAAAUAG
Messenger RNA from Abrus precatorius (Indian licorice), 3481 nucleotides. Its product is annotated as receptor-like protein 53. The transcript has a single exon. NCBI's taxonomy places the organism in Eukaryota, Viridiplantae, Streptophyta, Magnoliopsida, Fabales, Fabaceae. The record is from RefSeq and is a predicted model, not a curated record. Gene Ontology annotation, molecular function: protein binding. Bases 80 to 3328 code for a protein of 1082 amino acids.